CGCAUUAUCCAUUCAUCCAAUACUUCUCUUUCAAAAGUUAAUGCUGUGAAAUUAACCCGUUCACCCGUCGUUUUCUCUUAUUUCUUCAUCAAGUUUAACAACCACCGCAUUUCCAUCAACCAAGGCUCUACAAUUUAAGUCCUAAAAGUUAUAUCUACUCGUGUAAGUUCUUUCGGAAACCGUACAUGGAAGACAAACAUGAGGUUAAUGACCACAAAACUUUGUCGCCAGUAACUCACAGUGGUGAAGCCACAGUGAGUGUAGUGAAGGAAAAGUGUUGGGAUCAGAGAGAAGCCUUACCAGGGGAACCUUGUUGUGUUAUUUGUGGUCGCUAUGGUGAGUAUAUCUGCGAUGAAACAGAUGACGAUAUUUGCAGCAUUGAGUGUAAGUCAACCCUGCUUGGUAGGCUCUCCAAUGCCCAAAAGCGAGAAAAACUCCCACAUCAAGUAAGAAUACCUGUUGUUGAUGAAUGCGUUUACGUUAGGGAUAAUGAUGAUGAUAUAUUAAAAGCUCCUUCAUUAAGCGACAAUGAGGUGGAAGUGCUUCGGAACAAACUUGAGAUACAAGUCAAGGGUGCGAGUGUUCCUCCCCCUAUUUUGUCAUUUUCUUCUUGCAAUCUUCCUCAGAAGGUCCAGAAAAAUCUAGAAGCUGCAGGAUAUGAAGUUCCUACACCUAUCCAAAUGCAAGCCAUCCCUAUUGCUUUAACUGGCCGAAAUUUACUUGUUUCAGCUGCUACAGGCUCUGGUAAAACAGCCUCCUUUUUGGUUCCCAUAGUUUCUCGUUGCUCAAAAUUUCGCCUUGCGAACCCCACCAGCCAGAGGAAACCUUUGGCAAUGGUUUUAGCACCAACUAGAGAGCUGUGUGUGCAGGUAGAGGAACAAGCUAAGGUGCUUGGAAACGGUUUACCCUUUAAAACUGCUCUUGUAGUUGGUGGUGAGCCAAUGGCUGGACAAAUCUACCGCAUUCAUCAUGGGGUGGAAUUGAUUGUUGGAACUCCUGGUAGGCUCAUUGAUCUUUUAACCAAGCACAAUGUCGAAUUGGAUGAAGUUUCUAUCUUGGCAUUGGAUGAGGUAGAUUGCAUGCUUGAGAGAGGCUUUCGGGAUCAGGUUAUGCAGGUUUUUCUAGCUCUUUCUCAGCCUCAGAUUUUAAUGUACUCGGCGACAGUUCCUCGAGAGGUGGAGAACAUCGGUAGUUUGUUAGCUAAGGAUUUGGUAUUUGUCACUGCUGGAAAGGAUAAUGGGACAAACAAGUCUGUGAAGCAAAUAGCUAUCUGGGUGGAGUCGAAGCAUAAGAAACGGAAACUCUUUGAGAUACUAAUGAGCCAGCAGCAUUUCAAACCACCUGUUGUGGUAUUUGUGGGUUCAAGACUAGGAGCUGAUCUUCUCUCGGAAGCAAUCACGGUCACCACUGGGAUAAAAGCUCUACCAUUUCAUGGGGAGAAGCCCAUGAAGGAACGGAGGAACACGCUAAGGUUGUUUUUGACUGGGGAGGUUUCUAUCAUCGUAGCUACUGGUGUUUUAGGACGGGGAGUAGAUCUUUUGAAAGUGAGACAAGUAAUUGUAUUUGACAUGCCGAACUCGAUUAAAGAGUACAUUCACCAGAUUGGAAGAGCUUCUAGAUUGGGAGAGGAAGGGACAGCGUUUCUCUUUCUAAAUGAGGAAGACAAGAAUCUGUUCCAGGAUUUGGUUGGAAUGCUGAAAUCAUCAGGAGCUGUUAUUCCUUGGGAGCUUGCUAAUUCACGGUAUAAGAAUAUUUCUUAUACCACUCGUGGGGAGCAAAACAAGAGGAAGUGUGGUUCUUAAAACUCUAGGUAAGUUUUCGAGUAUGGUGCCUUACCGACCAAACUCUUGGCUUUGGCAAAGUAUAGUCACCUCUUGCACCUAACUCUCAACACCCCCUGUCAUCACUCAAAUCACUUCCCCGUAAACCUGCAACUUAACACUGGCUAGCUUCACGUGGUUCAUUCGCUAAAGAGAUAAUAUGAUACACAAAACUUACUGAUAUCACAUUAUUUAGUAGAACUGCAGGCACUUACCUGGCAAGAGAACUUGGAGGUCAAUUGGAAAGUAAAGAAUGCUUUUCUGUUACAGGUUUCCAUUAUUCUUUUUGACCAGUGUCAUCCACAUAAUGAAGAUGUUUGGUCUUACUUCAUUUUGUGGUAUAGCAUCGGAGCUUCACCUUUUGGCUAUAAAAUUAACAGAUCAGAGUUCUUAAGCAGUUACCCUUCGGAGCAGUUACCUUCUUGAAAGGCUUUCCUAAAUAAACAAUCUUAAGCAUGCUAAUGAAUUUCUUGGUAGUUUUACCUUGUUCAGUGAGUCUAAUUAUAACCUAGGAUUUUGAAUCUUUAUAUGAUGUACAACAUCUUUCAUGGAAGUUAUUUAGUAGCUUUAUAUCUUCGGCAAGUUUUUUAGGAUUAGAAUUUCUUAUUUUCAGAAAUUAUUUAUUUUUGUAUUAAAAUUAGGAGUUUUGGUGUCUUCCUAUAAAAGGAUGCAAGUCUAUAUUGUUGGUCAUAUUAUUAUUAAAUGAAGAUUGAGGUUUC
This is a messenger RNA of Papaver somniferum (opium poppy), 2539 nucleotides long. RefSeq names its product DEAD-box ATP-dependent RNA helicase 41-like. Lineage: Eukaryota; Viridiplantae; Streptophyta; Magnoliopsida; Ranunculales; Papaveraceae. The record is from RefSeq and is a predicted model, not a curated record. The coding region runs from base 186 to 1802 and encodes 538 amino acids. The transcript is spliced from 3 exons. Gene Ontology annotation, molecular function: ATP binding; RNA helicase activity; nucleic acid binding.